AUGCGAUGGGGAUCGAUCACUCACGCCUCCGACCCCUAUGGGCCUCCGUUCCAUGGCAUUGUGCCAGGAAAGCAGGUGAUACCACUCGGGCAGAUCGACCUGCUCGUGACGUUCGGGGAUCCCUCCAACUUCCAGAAGGAGACAAUCACGUUCGAGGUGGUGGGCUUCAAGGGAUCCUACCACGCAAUCUUGGGACGACCAUGCUACGCAAAGUUCAUGGCGAUCCCCAACUACACCUACCUCAAGCUCAAGAUGCCGGGCCCUCGAGGCGUCAUCACCGUCGGGUUGAGUUUCCAGCGCACAUACCAGUAUGAGAGAGACAGCUGUGAGCUCGCCUCGACAGUCUUGGCAUCUGAGGAGCUCCCCCUAAUCAGGAUGGAGGCUGCUGAGGAGGCUCCCGACUCCAACCGGAAGACCGGGUCCUUUGAGCCCGCGGAGGGCAUCAAAGAGAUCCCUCUCGACCCCCAGGUGUCGGGCGAGAAAAAGCUGAGGGUCGGCACAAAGCUGACCCCCAAAUAG
Messenger RNA from Panicum virgatum (switchgrass), 519 nucleotides. RefSeq lists its product as uncharacterized. Bases 1 to 519 code for a protein of 172 amino acids. NCBI's taxonomy places the organism in Eukaryota, Viridiplantae, Streptophyta, Magnoliopsida, Poales, Poaceae. The transcript has a single exon. The record is from RefSeq and is a predicted model, not a curated record.